AUGGGAGACCUAGCAAUAAUAUCGACUGCGAAAUCGAAGGAUGGAGAGCAAUCCUCCAUCAAGUGUCCGAUGUUGAACUCAACCAACUACAUGGUGUGGGCGAUACGGAUGAGGAAUUUUCUUAAGAUUCAUAAGGUGUGGAGUAAUGUCGAGAACGGAACGGACGAGAAUGAUAAGAACGACGUAGCAAUUGCUUUGUUGUUCCGAGCAAUACCCGAGACCUUGGUUCUGCAAGUUGGAGAGUUGAACACUGCGAAGAAGGUGUGGGAUGCUGUCAGGGCUCGACAUGUUGGUGCAGAGAGGGUAAAGGAAGCCAGGUUGCAGACUUUAAUGGCAGAGUUUGAUAGGUUGAAGAUGAAAGACACCACGAAGAUCGACGACUUCGUCGGCAAGCUAUCAGAGCUUUCUUCUAAGUCCAGUGCUUUGGGAGAGGAGAUUGAGGAACCAAAACUCGUCAAGAAGUUUCUUAAGUGCCUUCCUCGCAAGAAGUAUAUACACAUUGUCGCAGCUCUUGAACAAGUGCUUGAUCUCAAGACCACGAGUUUUGAAGAUAUUGUGGGGCGCUUGAAGGCCUAUGAAGAACGUGUUCAGGAGGAAGAUGGCAAUCAGGAAGAUCAAAGCAAGCUUAUGUAUUCUAAUGCAGAGCAGCAAUCCACGCGUGAUUCUCAGGAUGAUAGAGGGUAUUGA
Molecule: messenger RNA, 687 nt
Organism: Brassica oleracea var. oleracea
Lineage: Eukaryota; Viridiplantae; Streptophyta; Magnoliopsida; Brassicales; Brassicaceae
Exons: 1
Coding region: 1-687 (228 amino acids)
Source: RefSeq, a predicted model, not a curated record